AUGAUGAAAAGGAGGAGAUUGUGGGAUUAUUCCUUUCAGCUUUCCUGGAUGAUGGAGGGAGAGAUAUUUGCUGCCACUUUGGUGCCACCUGGCAGCAUGCCACCGGAUUCUAGUAUGUCUCUGGAACAGAAAACCACCUUUGUCUUUGUGAUUUUAUUAUUUAUUUUCUUGGGAAUCCUCAUUGUUCGCUGCUUCCGAAUCCUCCUCGACCCCUACCGGAGUAUGCCAACCUCAACCUGGGCUGAUGGACUUGAUGGACUGGAGAAAGGCCAGUUUGAUUAUGCUCUUGCUUAG
Molecule: messenger RNA, 294 nt
Organism: Rhea pennata
Lineage: Eukaryota; Metazoa; Chordata; Aves; Rheiformes; Rheidae
Gene: CTXN3
Product: cortexin 3
Exons: 1
Coding region: 1-294 (97 amino acids)
Source: RefSeq, a predicted model, not a curated record